CCCACGGGCCCCCAACAAGCCCUUGAUGGAGCCCUGCAGCUCAGAGCACCACCAAGGGCCCUGCCCUUGCCCCUUCAGAGACUGGGCCAUGUACGGUGGCCAUGCGUCCAUGAGGACACGAGGACCAUGCCGGAUGCCGUGUACUCACCAGGUCUCAGGUGUGGAACCAAGCACCAGGGCAUGAGCAAUGAGGACAAUGUGUUGCCCGUCACGGUCAUUCCUCCUGUGCUAGCCUGAAUCCAUGACCGUGGCCCCUUCGGUGAGCCAAUCUCGGCCCCAGGACACAUUCCUCAUACUUGCCCCAGGGCUCACACCUGGGAGACACAUGCCCCAUUAACACCCACUACAACCAGCAGCAUCAACCCACGAAGUGCCUCCUGCCCCACAGCCAGGCCGGCUGGGCAUCGUCAGCCCUGUACACAGCUGGGCAUCUCUCCCUUUGAUCAAAGCCCAAAUUUUAGGAUUGGUCUAUCUUCAGGCCCUGCCUUGGGCCAGAAGUGCACCCCCCACCCCCCGUGGGAUGGAGCACAGGCUGUCACUUUCAGAAAAUCACCUGAUUUCUGGUCUCUACAAAGCAUCAAAGCAUUUCUACUGUUUUUCCUUUGGAGACAAACACAGGUCAGGAUACUCUGAACUCCACUCAGGAGCCUCACAAGCCGACGGCAUUCAGACAGUGACCCAGCACUGGGGAAACAGCACAACACUAAACACCAACAAGGAAGGGAAGGCUUCGCUAAGCCUGCUGUUGGGACAACACACACUCACAGGGGGUAUAAAAGUCAGCAGCCUGAGCACCAAACACACACUCACACUCAAACACUCACACUCACACUCACACCCUCCUCCAGCCCUGCCACCCCCACCCCCACCAUGGCCGCGUCCACCCUGUCCGUCUGCUCCAGCGACCUGAGCUACGGCAGCCGCGUCUGCCUGCCCGGCUCCUGUGACUCCUGCCCCGACUCCCCCUGGCAGGUGGACGACUGCCCAGAGAGCUACUGUGAGCCUCCCUGCUGCGCCCCCACCUGCUGCGCCCCCAGCUCCUGCCUGACCCUCAUCUGCACCCCUGCAAGCUGCGUGUCCAGCCCCUGCCAAUCAGCCUGCACCAGCUCCUGCCAGCCCUCUUGCUGCAGCUCCUCCCCCUGCCAGGAAGACAGCUGUGUGUCUGUCUGCUGCACCCCUGUCUGCUGCAAGCCCGUCUGCUGCACCCCUGUUUGCUGCAAGCCCGUCUGCUGCACCCCUGUCUGUUGUGAGACCUCCCCCUGCUCAUCCUCCUCAUGCUGCCAGCCCCCCUGCUGUGCCCCCAGCUCCUGCCUGACCCUCCUCUGCACCCCUGCAAGCUGCGUGUCCAGCCCCUGCCAAUCAGCCUGCACCAGCUCCUGCCAGCCCUCCUGCUGCAGCUCCUCCCCCUGCCAGGAAGACUGCUGUGUGUCUGUCUGCUGCAAGCCCGUCUGCUGCACCCCUGUCUGCAGCACCUCUGUCUGUCCGGGGGCCUCCCCCUGCUCUGCCCCCUCCUGCUGCCAGCCCAGCCCCUGCUCCUCGUCCUGCUGCAGGUCCUCUUCCUGCGUGUCCCUGCUCUGCCGCCCCGUGUGCAGACCCGCCUGCUGCGUGCCCGUCUCCUCCUGCUGUGCCCCCGCCUCCUCCUGCCAGCCCAACUGCUGCCGCCGGGCCUCCUGCGUGUCCCUGCUUUGCCGCCCCGUGUGCUCCCGCCAGGCCUGCUGUGGCCCCGCCUCGGCCCAGAAGUCCUGCUGCUGACCGGGCACAUCUUCUCACUGCUACUAGGGCCAGCUCGUAUGUCCACCUGAAAUAUUUGAAGCCUUGAGCCCAGUCUGGGUCUCCUUCUGCCCCAGAGCACCCACCUCAGCAAGCAAGGCUGAGCUCUCACUGUCAGACUGGCUCUCUGGGCAGCUCCAAGCUCCCUCCAGGCCCUGUAUGUCACCCAGCAUCCUCCUCUCCUGGCUGGAUUGUGGUCACUUUGUCUUGCCCUAUGUGAGUGACCUGUCUGUUGACCAAUAAAGUUAUUGUCGAUCCUUCUCCAAAGGCCUCAAAUGCAUAUCUUGACAGACCACAGGGAAGGGCUCUGAUGCUGCACGUGGGCGGGGCUGCGUCCAGGGCAGCAGCUCCCUGGGCAGGACUGGC
Molecule: messenger RNA, 2136 nt
Organism: Ailuropoda melanoleuca (giant panda)
Lineage: Eukaryota; Metazoa; Chordata; Mammalia; Carnivora; Ursidae
Product: keratin-associated protein 10-7-like
Exons: 1
Coding region: 871-1752 (293 amino acids)
Cellular component (GO): keratin filament
Source: RefSeq, a predicted model, not a curated record